Molecule: messenger RNA, 7881 nt
Organism: Trifolium pratense (red clover)
Lineage: Eukaryota; Viridiplantae; Streptophyta; Magnoliopsida; Fabales; Fabaceae
Product: TMV resistance protein N-like
Exons: 5
Coding region: 3002-5506 (834 amino acids)
Biological process (GO): defense response; signal transduction
Molecular function (GO): ADP binding
Source: RefSeq, a predicted model, not a curated record
UGAACUAGCACAUAGAGUAAAUGAAAUUUGAUCCACUAAAAUGUCGGUGAGAUUAUAACCUCUAUGAAUCUCAUUCCGUAUGUGAAACAGUCACUUCAUCACUCACAUUGAUCUUUCGUCCAAAGUUGUUCAACGCGGUGUGGUGCAUUUUGGUCUUGCACCUAUUCCUGAAUUUCAUGAGUGGCUCUAGAAAGUCUGCCCAAGCUUUCAUAGAGGCGGCCCCACCUCAACACUCAUAUAGGUGAAUCUAUCAAGCAUACACCACAGUCAAGCACAACACUAUGAGUUAUAGAUUCAUUAAGAGAAUAAACUCAACCUCCAACGUUGUACUAGUACACAUUAUCCUAUACCAUAGGGAUGAAUCUUACAAAAUAAAAAUGGAUAGUGUCUCACUAAAUUGACAAGUGACUUGUUCUUACCCAUACGAACAUUGCCCUGCAAAUUUUCACAAUCUAUGUUGGGUUACCAUCACUCAAUUUUUGUAUUGGACAUAUAAAUCCAUCCCCCUCGAUGUAUAUAUCAUCGACUAGUUUUUUGCUCAGUGGGUUAUCACAGGAUCCUUUAUAUACAUCACUCAAACAGCGCGUUGUUUCAUAAAAUCACAAUACAUUGACUAAGACGUCUCCUAAUCAAUAUUUCAUCAUUCAUUUUCAAAUGGACAUCUAUGAUAUAUUAUCAUAGUGAAAUUCUGGCACACUAGUAUCACGAUGUUGAACGCGAUGCUCCAACACUGUAAGGCGAUAUAUAUGAUGUUUGAUCCGAUGAUCCAACACCACGUCAACACAGUACUAGAUGAACAAUAAGGAAACGUAAAACACAGUAAACAAAAUAACACAGUUAUUUGUUAACAACAGUUCAGCAUAACAACCUACUCUGGGGGAAUACAAAUCUAGGAGUGAAUCCUCAAUAAACGCCCCGUUUGUGACUCAUCACCUAAUCACCACUCGUUCUAUACUUUACCUAAGACACACUUAGGUAUGAGGUCCCACCUCAACUCCUCUCAAUCACAGCCAUUGUGAUCGUACACGUUACAGUUUGUUUUGAAGACACACUUCUUAAAAACAUUUACCAAUUUCGUACUUCAAAGCUUAGGAAUGGUUCACACACACACUAUCUCCUUGCUUAGAAGCUUACAAUACAAUAACAUAUAGUCAUUAAUCCUGCAUCAAGGUAACACAAGAACAAGAACACAAAGACACAAUACUAAAACCCUAAACACACGCUUUGUCAAAACAUAAUUGUGGCUUCAGUCGUUUACAAAAGGGUUUAGGCUUUAUAUAACCUGAGCUAGCACGGGCUAGGUCUUGAAUUCAGCUUCACAAAACUUAGCAGGUCCGAAAGUUCCUUCAAGGAAUAUUCAUCAAUCGAAUCUUUUGUUUCCAUAAAUAGUUGAUGCAUUCUGAAACAAAACUAGGUCAUGGUCGCCUUCUAGAACAAUAGGAAUGGGGCUACUUGGCGCACAAGUAAAAACACGUGGAUUCCAUAAAUAUAAAAAGGCGCGAGAUUAAGAAAACAUCAGGCCCGACCCACUGGAUGUGGUAUCCAAUGUUGAAGCAUUCUAUCCAACAUCUUGCUUGUACCAGAUGUUGAAACAUUCAGUUCAACAUCUAACUUGAAUAUUUGUUUUAGCAAAAUGAGGCAAACAUAAAACUCCAACACAUAGGCUUACUUAGAUAAAUUCUAAGCAACAACAUCUCCAUUAAGGGAGAAAUUAAAUUUAUAUUUAGAUUUAUUGGUACAGGUCUACUUAAAAAUUUUCAAGUGACAACACUCCCACAUUUGGUAGAAUUAAUUUUCCAAACAAAUCAUUUAUUCAAGUCUACUUGAAAGAAUUCCAAGCGACAAACCCCCAUAUUGAAAAAAUUAGUCCACACAAAUAUUUAUUUUCUUAUCAAAAGUUUUAUUAAACAUCCUUGUAUUAUUUUAAUACAAUAGAUAAUCCUCAAUGUAUACAAUAUAACACUUUAUUUGUGUAUCUCAAAUAUCUCAUGAGUCAUAACCAUAUUCAAGUCUACAGAUUUUUUUUUCUGCACUUUUUGGUCUCUGAAAAAUUUUCUAUCACAAUUUUUGGUCAUUACUUUUUAUCAAACUCUUGUAUAUUUUCACAUUUUUAUUCACGGUCAGAUAUGGACACUUUUCGCAUUUAAUAAAGAGGAUGGUCGACGGAGAAUGGAUUCUCUCCAUUACAUGAGGGAAAUAGUAGGAUCUUAGCCAUUGAUUUGUGAGGAAAGAGAAAAGAAAAAGAGGAAAAAAAUGAAUUUUUUUUUUGACAAAAGGAAAAAAAUGAAUUGAAAGGUAGAGAUUAGGAAAAUUGAGGAAAAUAAAAUUGAGAGAAUCCAUUCUCUGGUCGACGCAUGAUGUGUUGACAAUAUUUUAUUCACGGUCAGAUAUGGACACUUUUCGCAUUUAAUAAAGAGGAUUUUGCUGUUCAAAAAACUUUUCGCCCGAAAAAUAAAGGAUAAAAGUGGAAGAAAAAAUAAGGGUAAAAGUGGAAGAAAAAAUAAUAAGCUAAUUGAAAUAACGUCCAAAAAAUAAACUAUAAAUUAUAAGUUAAUAAAAUACAUUAUAAACUCGUAAUAAAAAAAUUGUUAUUAAACAGAUUUUUUAACUUUUUUUUUGACGAAAGAUUUUUUAACUUAUAAACUAUAUAAUAGCUUAUUAUUGACCUGCUACCCAUAUAAAUCUACAAAUAUUAAAAGUUGUAUAAAAUUAUACAUUUUAAUGAUAUUAUAAAUUGCAUUUUCUCAACCACACACCUUAUAUAGAUAAGGUGGGUAGCCAAGUUGCGACCAAUAGUCAAUAGGAACCUCCCAAGAAACUUCAUAUACUUGCUUCGUUGAUGCUGUGUGUUCUUAACUACUUGCAGUAUAAUUGCAGUGUGCAUGUGUACACACACACAUCCUCCUGUUAACGUUCUUUUAUCUAUACUGCAAUAUUACUGUAUUGUCUUCAGUGUUCUGUUAUAACAUUCUCAAAAGUGUGGUUGAUCUGUUCACUAUAAAUGUCUAUGGCAAAUUAUGAAGAACAGUCGGAUCGUUUCACCUAUGAUGUUUUCCUCAGUUUUAGAGGAGAAGACACACGGGAAAAUAUUGUUGGAUAUCUUCUUGAUGCAUUUCAGAAGAGGGGAAUCAAAGUUUUCUAUGAUGAUAAAAGUCUGAAAAUAGGGGAAGAAUUGUCACCUGCAUUUUAUAAAGCCAUAGAAGAAUCUAAUAUCUCUGUUAUUGUUUUAUCUGAGGAUUAUGCAUCUUCUAAGUGGUGCCUUAAUGAACUCGCGAAGAUCAUGGAAUGUACCAAAAGAAACAAGGAACAAAUUGCUUUUCCAAUAUUUUACCAUGUUGAUCCAUCGGAUGUACGAAAUCAAAGAAAGAGCUAUGGAGAAGCCAUGGUUGCUCAUGAGAAGAGGUUUGGAAAAGAUUCAGAAAAAAUAAAAGCAUGGAGAGCAUCAUUGUCUGAAGUGGCAGACUUGAAAGGUCACCACAUCCACACUGGGUUCGAAAUCGAUCAUGUUAAAGAGAUUGUCGAAAAGGUCCAUGCUAAGAUACCUCCUAAAUCUUUAUUUGAUGGUGAGAAUCCAGUUGGACUUGAUCAACGCAUAGAAGAAGCGAAGUCACUUCUAGACUUGAAGCCAAAUGACGAUAUUGUAUGCAUGUUGGGCAUAUAUGGACUUGGUGGAAUAGGGAAAACAAGUCUUGCCCAAGCAUUGUAUGACAAGAUUAGGCACCAAUUUAAAGCUGCUUGUUUUCUUGCCAAUGUUAGAGAGAAAUCAAACAAAAUCAAUGGCUUAGAAGAUUUACAGCUGACACUUUUAUCAGAGAUGUUUGAGCAGUCAGAUUCUAAGUUGGGAAGUACAAGUAAAGGAAUCUAUGAAAUUAAACACAAGCUUGGAAGGAAAAAGGUUCUUUUGGUACUUGACGAUGUUGAUGAGAUGAAACAAUUGGAAAAUUUGGCAGGAGGAAGUGAUUGGUUUGGUCCAGGUAGUAGGAUCAUUAUAACUACAAGGGACAAAGGUUUGCUCAUGGGUACUCAUCCAAUAGAAGUUAAGACUUAUGAGAUGAUUGAACUUAAUGAUCAACAUUCUCUUGAGUUGUUUUGUAGAAAUGCCUUUGGACAAAGCAAUCCUAAAAUAGGAUAUGAAGCUGUGUCUUCUCGUGCCGUUGGUUAUGCAAAAGGUCUUCCAUUGGCUUUAAAAGUUAUAGGCUCCAAUUUGGCUACUAGAAAAAGUUUAAAAGCUUGGGAGUCUGCAUUGAAAGAUUAUGCGAGGAUUCCGCGUAAAGGGAUUCAAGAUGUGCUUAAAGUAAGCUAUGAUGUGUUGGAGUCUAAUGCUCAAAGUGUUUUUCUAGAUAUAGCUUGCUUCUUCAAAGGGAAAAGAAUAGAAUAUGUUGAAGAAAUACUAGAUGAAUUCAGUGCAGCAUCAAAUAUUGAAGAGCUUGUUAAUAAAUCUCUCUUGAAUGUUGAUAAUGGAUACUUGAAUAUGCAUGAUCUAAUACAGGAUAUGGGUAGAGAGAUUGUUAGGCAAGAGGCACCAAAUAAUCCUGCAAAACGUAGUAGAUUAUGGUUUCAUCAAGAUGUCAUUGAUGUAUUAUCGACCAACGAUUCAGGGAGUGAUGCAAUUCAAGGGAUAAUGCUUGAACCUCCUGAAUAUACAACAGAAGUAUAUUUGGAUGAUUAUACUUUUGAGAAGAUGAACCGUCUCAGAAUUCUCAUUGUUCAAAAUAUAACUUUUUCGUCAGAGCCUAAACAUCUACCAAAUCAUUUAAGGCUACUUGACUGGAAGGAAUACCCUUCAGAAACUUUCCCACCAAAAUUUUAUCCGAGAAAUAUCAUCAUCUUAAAUUUGCCUUAUAGUCAACUUACAAUGAAUGUGCCAUUUAAGAAAUUUUCAUAUCUGACUGUCAUGAAUUUCUCACAUAAUCAAUCUAUCACAACAAUGCCUGACGUAUCCAAAGUUGAAUGUUUGAGACAAUUGCAACUUGACCGUUGUGUGAACUUAACUAUGGUUCAUGAAUCCAUUGGAUUUCUCAAACAUCUUGUCCACUUAAGCGCUUCGGGAUGCAGUCAACUUAGAAACUUUCCGCAAAGAAUGUUCUUACCAUCUCUAGAAGUCCUUCGACUUAAUGAUUGUCGUGAACUUAAACACUUUCCAGAUAUAGUGAACAAGAUGGAUAAACCAUUGAAUAUUGAUAUGACCAAUACCUCUAUUGAGAAGCUGCCAAAUUCCGUUGGUAAUCUUAUUGGACUUGUUUCAUUAAACAUGCAAUGGAGCCGUAAACUCGAAUAUCUACCAAGUAGCUUAUUCACGUUACCAAAUGUUGAAGCUUUAUACUUUUUUGGAUGUUAUGAACUUGGUACUUUCAGAAGAUUUCUACCUGAUAGCCCUCCAGAUGCCAAUGAACGUUCAACAUCAAAAAGAAUGCAUUCUGGAAAUAGAAUUAUUCUUUUAAAUAAAGAUAGUGGUUUGUCAGAUGAAGAUGUUGAAGCUUUUAUGUUUAAAGUGAUUUUUAGGUGAAAAACGAGAGACGUGGAAUAGAGAUUGUGAUGCCUCAAAUGCAAACUGGGGUUCCGAAUUGGUUUGACUACAGCUGCAAAGGAGGAAAUCCGUGUUUUUGGGCUCGUAAGAAGUUUCCCGUAGUUGCUUUAGCAUUGGUGUUCCAGGGGUAACUGGGAUGACCAGACAAUCUUGGCGUCUACUUGUUGAGCUUCACUUGGUUAUAAAUGGUCUAUGUGUCUUUCGGAAAGGCUAUUACAACUUCAGAAUUGAACAAAAUCAUGUGUUAGUUUGUGAUUUGCGACUCUUGUUCAGUGACGAGGAAUGGCUGGGCCUUGAUGCAUUGCUUGAGCAUGAGUGGAAUCAAGUGCAGAUUUCAUAUGAAGCGCAGUCCACUGUGACACUAAGUGAUUGGGGAGUAUUUGUGUACAAACAAGGAACCUACAUGGAAGAAUAUGUCCAGUUCAUGUGUCCCGACCCAAAGUACUCACAAGUAGCUGACAUAUCACCCACAGACAGUAGUUCCUCCAAAAGAUCAUAAGCUAGAACAAAUGAAGUUGAUAGAUGAGUUAGCUCUAGAUGAAAUGUUAGCUGGAGUGUUGUCAGAAGCUAGGGACAUGGAAGAUCGCUUUUCAAAAGAUCAUUUGCAAGACCUGCUGGCAAUCGUGAGUGGCAUAAAUAAGGAGGCUCAAGAUGCAUUAGAAGGUAAACCACUAGAUGAUAAAAAUUCCACCCUGGCAUGUAUUCUUCGGUAUCUCAAUGAAUCACGUGAUGAUAAAGAUGAUCCAACAAAUUUUGACCGUGCAGAGGAAAUAAACGCUGCCAUAGGUGUAGGAGAAGCUUCAACCUCUGGCCAUCAGGGAAGUUCAGAGGCCCAAGACAGCCAUGCUGAGCAGGAUGAAAUAAUGACAGGGAUAUUCAUGAACUGAAUGGGGGCAGGACUUGGUGAAGCACAGAGUAGCUUGCCUUCUCUAGAUAUAGACACUACCAUGAUUUCUGCCUAUAAUAGAGGUGAAUGGGUUAGAUUGUCAGUCCCAGUGUCCGAGGUAGAAAUGAAGAUAUACAUGGAAGGAAUUAUCAAUGGACUUCUAGAAGAUAAGUUGAGCUUUCCCACUCAGAAAGAAUGGGAAAUACUAAAUACUGUGUUAUGGAAGGAGGGCCAUCACGUGAUGUUUCAAAGAAUAGAUUGGACUGAAAUAGUGGUUCCAAGCUCUGAAGAUCCUUUGCUGGAAUCAUUCAUGAUGAUGAAGAAAGGAGGUUGUUACUCGGGGAGGGCCAAGAGUAAACUCUUCUGCAAGCUGUUGGAGGAACACAAUGCUCUGCACAAGAAAAUUGAAGAAAUUGAAAAGGAAUCUGCUACUACGGAUAAUUCAAAGAAGCGUCACAGCCUUGAUGAGAAGCUGGCUGCUGUUUUGAAAGGAAGAGCUGAAGAAUUGGAGAGGCUCUAUGAUGAUGGAAAUGAAGAAUUCCAGAACUCAAGAGAUUCAUGAUUUGAUGACAGAUACAUACUUAAAUGGAAUGAGGGAUGGACUCCUUGAAUCACGGGCCAUAUUGCUCACUCUGGACAUGGACAUAAUAACUCAUGUGUUUGAGGGGAAUAAAAAUGAAAUUUCUACUCAGGAUAAAGAUAGUCAUCUUCUUCCUUUGAAAAAUCAAUAUGGUGAUUUUAUGGAAAAGCUUAACCCUCAAUUUACUGAUCCUAAUUCAAAGAAGCAUCAUGCCCUUGAUGGUAAUGAUGAUUCACAAGCAAAGGAAUCAAGCAUUUCUGACUCAAAAUCUUCUUUGAAUAGAACGAAGAUUAGCGCAGACAUUGGUAAAGAAGGCUUCAAAGAGGUUACAAAGCAUAAGAAGCUGAAUGCUGUCUUGAAAGAAAAAGAAGAAGAAUUGUUGAGCCUCUUUGAUGCUGAAAUUGAAGAAUUCCAGAACUUGGAAGAGAUUCAAGAUCUAUUGAGUGCGACAUACUUUAGUGGACUGAGGGAUGGAGUCCUUGAAGCACAGGCCACCUUACUUUCUUUGAACAUGGACAAAUCAACUCCUAUGUUUGAGGAGAAUGAGGAACACAUUACUCAUGAGGAUUCCAAUGAUGCUUUUUUUAUUGAAAAUCACAAUGAAGCAAUUAGCAUAGCGGGUAUUGUAAGUCCUGGUUUAGAAGCGGACAACCCGUGGGACACUCGUUACCCCUUUGGUUGCUUCUGGAGGAUUUUGUACACUUAUUUUUGUAAGUGUUUCUCUUAGUUGUAUCAAUUAAAAAAAUAAAGAAUAAAUGAUGCACUUAGAUUGCACUUAAUACUAAGCGUUUUUCACAAUAAUCAUGCAUAUGACCCUUUUGUUUUCUAUUUUCAUUAUUAGUGUUUGUUUAGAUAAUGAAUAGGCAAUGUAAUUGUGGUUUGUGGGAA